This is a messenger RNA of Odobenus rosmarus divergens (Pacific walrus), 2175 nucleotides long. RefSeq names its product asparagine--tRNA ligase, cytoplasmic-like. The coding region runs from base 70 to 1749 and encodes 559 amino acids. Gene Ontology annotation, cellular component: cytoplasm. The record is from RefSeq and is a predicted model, not a curated record. Gene Ontology annotation, molecular function: ATP binding; nucleic acid binding; asparagine-tRNA ligase activity. Lineage: Eukaryota; Metazoa; Chordata; Mammalia; Carnivora; Odobenidae. Gene Ontology annotation, biological process: asparaginyl-tRNA aminoacylation. The transcript has a single exon.
GAUGCAACGUCCUAGUCGAGGAAGCCGCCAGUGCACGUUGGGGUGCAAGGCAGCAAAGUCUUGGAGACGAUGUCCUUGGAGGUGACCGGAACGACCGCAGGGAUGGUACUAGCAGAGCUCUAUGUCUCCGAUCGAGAGGGAAAUGAUGCUACAGGUGAUGGAACCAAGGAGAAACCUUUUAAAACAGGCCUAAAGGCUUUGAUGACAGUAGGAAAAGAACCGUUUCCCACCAUUUACAUAGAUUCACAAAAAGAAAAUGAGAGGUGGGAUGUUAUUUCUAAAUCACAGAUGAAGAACAUUAAAAAAAUGUGGCAUAGGGAACAAAUGAAGAGUGAAUCCUGGGAAAAAAAAGAGGCAGAAGACAAUUUGAGGAGAGAAAAGAACCUGGAAGAAGCAAAGAAGAUUACUAUUAAAAACGAUCUAAGUCUCCCAGAGCCAAAAUGUGUGAAGAUUCAUGCACUAGAAGGAUACAGAGGCCAAAGAGUAAAGGUGUUUGGCUGGAUCCACAGGCUGCGGAGACAAGGAAAGAAUUUAAUGUUUCUGGUGUUGCGGGAUGGUACAGGCUAUCUUCAGUGUGUCUUGUCAGAUGAUUUGUGUCAGUGUUACAAUGGAGUCGUCUUGGCCACUGAGAGUAGUGUUGCGGUGUAUGGAAUGCUAAAUCUGACUCCAAAGGGCAAACAGGCUCCGGGUGGCCAUGAGCUGAGCUGUGACUUCUGGGAACUGAUCGGGCUGGCCCCUGCUGGAGGAGCUGAUAACUUGAUUAACGAGGAGUCUGACGUGGACGUCCAGCUCAACAACCGACACAUGAUGAUUCGGGGAGAAAACAUGUCCAAGAUCCUGAAAGCACGUUCAGUGGUCACCCGGUGCUUUCGAGAUCACUUCUUUGAUAGGGGGUACUAUGAAGUUACUCCUCCAACGUUAGUGCAAACUCAAGUGGAAGGAGGUGCUACACUCUUCAAGCUUGACUAUUUUGGGGAAGAGGCAUUUUUGACUCAGUCCUCUCAGUUGUACCUGGAGACCUGCAUUCCAGCUCUGGGAGAUGUGUUUUGUAUUGCACAGUCAUACCGGGCAGAACAAUCUAGAACGCGAAGGCACCUGGCUGAAUACACUCACGUGGAAGCAGAGUGUCCUUUCCUGACCUUUGAGGAGCUCCUGAACCGAUUGGAGGACUUGGUUUGUGACGUGGUAGAUAGAGUCUUGAAAUCACCUGCAGCGAGCAUAGUGCGUGACCUCAACCCGAACGUCAAGCCUCCCAAACGGCCUGUUAAGCGGAUGAACUAUUCAGAUGCUAUUGUGUGGCUGAAAGAACACAAUAUAAAGAGAGAAGAUGGAACUUUCUAUGAAUUUGGAGAGGAUAUCCCAGAAGCUCCUGAGAGACUGAUGACAGACACCAUUAAUGAGCCCAUCUUGCUAUGUCGAUUUCCUCUAGAGAUCAAGUCCUUCUAUAUGCAGCGAUGUCCUGAGGAUUCCCGCCUUACAGAAUCUGUUGACGUGUUGAUGCCCAAUGUUGGUGAGAUUGUGGGAGGCUCAAUGCGUAUCUGGGAUAGUGAGGAAAUACUGGCAGGUUAUAAAAGGGAAGGAAUUGACCCCACUCCUUAUUACUGGUACACAGAUCAGAGAAAAUAUGGCACAUGUCCUCAUGGAGGAUAUGGCUUGGGCUUGGAACGAUUCUUGACCUGGAUUCUGAAUAGAUAUCACAUCCGAGAUGUAUGCUUAUACCCGCGAUUUGUCCAGCGUUGCAAGCCGUAACUGAUUCCUCCAGAAGCGUUAGGGAAAGAACACAGUUUAUGAAAGGAACAGACUGCCUCUUAACAAAACAAAAACAAAAAGCCAAAAUCUUCCCUUUUUUAUUCCAUUGGUGUAUAGCCAUUUCUUUUUUCUCCCACAAAAAGCAAUCCAAAUCGUGAAUAUCAAGUGAUGUCAGUGUUACCAUUUUAAGAAACAAUAUCCAUCACAAAGUUUGGGGGAAAUAUGUGGCAUGUAACACUACAGUUCUAAGUCUAUCCAAUUAUAGGUUAUAAUUUUUGCAUCAUAUGUACCACAUAUAUAAUUAAACAGAUUUUAAUUAUGAUCUAAGACAUUCCAGUAACUUAAUCUUUCCGUCCUGUUAAGUGUAACUGGAAUUCUUUACUUUGUAUCAUUUUAUUGUAUAGGCGAGUUAGAACAGACAUCUUG